AUGGAUUUAGAUGAGAUCCUGAGCAACAAUGGAUUGGGCUCAUAUCAAGUGACCGUGUGUGCUCUAAUGGGUCUAGUGCUCAUGUUCUCAAACAUAUCACCACUUAGUUACGCCAUUACAGCCGGUGACCUUAAAUACAGGUGUGAAAUCCCUCAAUGCGACACCAACAAUCCAUCGUAUAAUCCGGAAUGGUUAAACCAGACGAUACCUUAUAACAAAAUUGCCAAUGAGCCUUACAAAUGUCUCAUGUACCGCUAUGUAUCGCAGACUACAAACGGCACAGUAAUUUCUGCCAAUAGCAUGUGUAGGGAAGGAUCAUUCAACGUCAGUUCUAAAAAAAAAUGCAACAAAUGGGUGUUUGGUGAAAUGGAAAGGACGAUAGUGAACGAUUUUGGUAUAAUGUGCGAGGAAAACAAAUGGAAACUCACCAUGGUGGGAACCAUCAAUAGCCUUGGUCAGAUCAUUGGCAUACCUUUAUCAGGAUGUAUUUCGGACAUGUAUGGACGCAAGUAUAUGUCAAUAAUAGGAUCAGCUGCAUCGGCAAUACUCGGCACACUCAAGUCCUUCAGUCCCAAUUAUUAUUCAUUCCUACUUUUUGAAUUUUUUGAAUCCAUGGCUUCUUGUGGAGUGUAUGCAGCUACCUUCGUAUUAGGUAUAGAAAUAGUCAGUCCAAAAUCUAGAGUGGCCGUCAGUACUCUGAUGGGCUGUUUUUAUCCCAUGGGUGCAGUCUUAAUGGGUUUUGCAGCUUACAUGGUUCUUGAUUGGCGCAUAAUGCUUAGAAUAGUCAACUUACCCGGACUACUUAUAUUAGGAUAUAUUUGGUAUGUGCCAGAGUCCUUAAGAUGGCUUCAAACCAAAAACCGAAUUGAAGAAAUGGCGAAAAUUCUAUCCAAAAUUGCUGAAUCCAAUGGCAAUACACUACCGCCUAGCGUCAAUGAAGCAUUGGUCGCCGACGCAAAAUACACGUUCAAAAAAAAAGAAUUGUCUGGUAGUAAAUUAAUAACUACAAUUUUUGGUUCAAAAGAAAUUUUGCUACUUGUAAUCAACUGUACAUUUUCAUGGAUCACGAUUACAUUUGUUUAUUACGGCCUCUCGUUAACUUCAGUGGAGAUGUCCGGUAACAAAUACUUGAACUUUAUGCUUGUAAACAUUAUAGAGGUACCAGCAUUUUUAACAUCAUGGUACGUCAUGGAACACUUGUCCAGACGAUAUACCCAAGCGUUUUCAUUUUUCCUCAGUGGCGUAGGAUGUAUUAUGGUCAGCUUAAUACCUACAGAUUAUUUAUUGACGAAACUAUUGAUGUUCUUGAGCAGCAAGUAUGCAAUCACCAUUGCAUUUAACAACAUGUACAUGUUCACCGCAGAAAUGUUCCCCACCGAAGCGCGUAUGUCAUUGAUCAGCGCAGUUUCCAUGAUUGGUCGAUUGGGUCUCAUAUUAUCUCCGCAAAUGACGUUGUUGGGCGCCUACUUCGGGCAAUACGUGCCGAUCUUAUUGUUCGGAAUCUUAUCAACUAUAGCUGGGGCAACGGCUUUUUUGUUCCCAGAAACAAAAGAUAAAAAAUUGCCCGACACAGUAAGAGAAAUUGAAUUGGUCGGAUAA
Molecule: messenger RNA, 1599 nt
Organism: Macrosiphum euphorbiae (potato aphid)
Lineage: Eukaryota; Metazoa; Arthropoda; Insecta; Hemiptera; Aphididae
Source: the annotation of a GenBank genome assembly